AUGUCUCACGACAAACUAGUUGGCUUGGGCUUACUAAUUGCCGUCGCUUCUAUUCUGAAUUGGAUAGGAGUUUUCACCCAGUGCUGGCUUUAUGACAAUGAUUACUAUCAACAGGAGUGUGCUGGAAUUGUGCCAUUUUAUACGACAGAAGUUAACUGGUUGGCAGCAUCUAGUUGGCUAAUGUUUAUAACCGUUGCGCUUUCAUUCAUCAUAAUUUCCCUUUACUUUGUUACACUGUAG
This is a messenger RNA of Caenorhabditis remanei, 240 nucleotides long. RefSeq lists its product as uncharacterized. The record is from RefSeq and is a predicted model, not a curated record. Bases 1 to 240 code for a protein of 79 amino acids. The transcript has 2 exons. NCBI's taxonomy places the organism in Eukaryota, Metazoa, Nematoda, Chromadorea, Rhabditida, Rhabditidae.